Molecule: messenger RNA, 1945 nt
Organism: Nomascus leucogenys (northern white-cheeked gibbon)
Lineage: Eukaryota; Metazoa; Chordata; Mammalia; Primates; Hylobatidae
Gene: AVPI1
Product: arginine vasopressin induced 1
Exons: 2
Coding region: 1031-1501 (156 amino acids)
Source: RefSeq, a predicted model, not a curated record
UUCUUAGGCCUUUAUUAUUCAAAGUGAACUAUCUAGAAUCAAGGGAGAUCCUUUAAUUUUCACUUCCUGGAUAUGAUGGGAGACAUUGACACACAGCCUAACUUCUAUUGAACUUUCUUAUAAAUUUCAGCCUCUGCCCUUGACAGUAUAUUCUAACCCUUGUAGCCUCCUCUUUUGCCUCCACCUCUCGCUCAUUAGGUCCACUGGACUGUGCUUAGAUCUGAUUGGCUCAUUUCAUACUAUGUUUGCUAAAUUAUAUGGAUUUGGUUCAUCCUCAAGGUCUUGAAGAUAGGAGGUGGGAUGAUGUCUCAAUUUUAUAGAUUGAAAACACUGACCACUAUUCUAUAUACUUUGUCUUCCUUCAAUCUUCAAAUUAAUCCUACAAAGUAGGUAGUAGUACCAGGUGAUAAUUUGAAAUGGCAGGCAGCUGAGGCAGGGGGGAUGCCCAGCCAGUAAGUGGUGGAGGGGGUAGAAGUGGGAUUCCAACUUGGGUAGCCCAGCUCCACAACUCCUCUCCUACCUGUGUGCUACAGCACCUGGGCCUUAGCAUCAGAGAGGCCUGGGUUCUCAUCCUAGUUGCAUAACCAUGGAUGACUUAACCUUUCCUCAGAUUCCUCAUCUGUGACAUUGAAGAAGAUAAAAAUACCUACCUAACAGGGCUGUUGUGCUUGUUACAUCUCCUUGAUACUAUGUGAAGCAAGCUCUUACACAUGAAGCAAGUACUGGGCAUCCUGGUGUCUGCACUGCUGGCUCUGCAUGUGCACGUGGCUUUAUGACAGUGGCAAGUCAUUUAACCCCUCUGAGUUGCACUUCUUCAUCGCUAAAAUGAGGAUAAACAAUAAUUCUUACCUCACGGGUUGCUGUGAAUCCUAAAUGAGAUAAUAUGGGGGUCUGACACAUAAGUGCUUAAGUGAUUUUAAGGCAAGAGACUUCCUCCAGUUUAUCUGCUGGAGAAUGGAAGCAUCAGAAGUCCUAGGAUUAGCCAGGACCCCCAGGUCUGGGAAGGACCAGCUGAGUUGCUGAUGUCUCCAUGCUUUGCAUCCUCAGAGCAUCCACAAUGGGUACCCCAGCCUCGGUGGUCAGUGAGCCACCCCCUUGGCAGGCCCCGACUGAGGCCCGGGGCCGCAAGCAGGCCUCAGCCAACAUCUUCCAGGACACUGAGCUGCUGCAGAUCCAAGGCCUGUUUCAACGCAGCGGGGACCAGCUGGCCGAGGAACGGGCACAGAUCAUCUGGGAAUGUGCAGGGGACCACCGUGUGGCUGAGGCCCUCAAGAGGCUGCGUAGGAAGAGGCCCCCAAGGCAGAAACCCCUGGGCCACUCGCUACACCACUGCAGCCGCCUCAGAAUCCUGGAGCCCCACUCUCCACUGGCCGACCCACAGAAUGCCACGGAGACAGCCUCCAAUGAGCAAUAUCUGCACUCUAGGAGGAAAAGUGCCAGGAUCCGCCGGAACUGGAGGAAGCCAGGCCCCACAAGCUACCUCCACCAGAUCAGACACUGAUCCAGGGAAAGAGCCAGGAAUGGCAGUGUCUUCCCUCUUGCCAAAGGGCCUGGAGAGGUGAAGAAGGAAGAGAGACUUUAGGCAAGCAGCCCAAAGGGGUAAAUGAAAGCAAGAGGCCGCUGCUACUGGCCUGCUCCAUUCAGAACAAGACUGGAUGCUUCGGCUGAGUUCUCCAUUAUUUGGGACCCAUUCCUCACCAAAAUGAGGAGAGACAGUGACUGUUCCUGCCACAGUCCUUCCCAAUCUAACACUAUUCCUGGGCUGCAUGAUAUUCCCCUGAGAGCCAAGCGACAGGCACUCAGAUGCAGCAUUUCACCACUCAUGCUACUAAUCUACCUGCUACUACUGUAAACCAUGGUUCCGGCAGCCUGUUCCACACCCCGCACCAUCAGGAGAGCACAGGGAAACUGGUUUAAGUGGCAAAUAAAAACAUUUGCAUCAAGA